Leptosomus discolor (cuckoo roller) is the source of this 711-nucleotide messenger RNA. NCBI's taxonomy places the organism in Eukaryota, Metazoa, Chordata, Aves, Leptosomiformes, Leptosomidae. The record is from RefSeq and is a predicted model, not a curated record.
UGGGUGGGCGGCCGCGGCGCCCAGUCCCAGAAGCAGUGCAAGAAAUCCUCCUUCGCCUUCUACCAGGCGGUGAGGGACCUGCUGCCCGUCUGGUUCCUGGAGGACAUGCGGACCAUGGAGGUCUUCCACUGGGAGGACGGGGGCAAGGUGAGCGUGUACUCGCCCUCAGAGGCCCUGCUCUAUGCGCUGGUGCACGACCACCAGCCCUACGCCCGGCACCUCCUGACUAAGUUCCCCCAGAGCGCCCUGGCCGUGCCCAGCCAAAGCUUCAGCUGCUGCCAGUCCUCGCAUGUGGCCUGCGAACUGGUGCGACCCGAGUGCUUGCUCCUGCUGCUGGGGCAUGGCGCGUCGCCCUGCUUGCAAGACAGUGCUGGGAAUACCCCCCUCGACACCUUGCUGCAGCAGAUUGCCCACGCGCCAGCAGCUAACAUGCGUGCCAAGCUCCUCUGCCUCGACUGCCUCUUCUUCUUCGUGCCUCAGGACCUCCCGUUCACAAUGAAGCAGCAACUGUUGGACAACCGGCAGCAGUGGCAGGACCUCCUGGGUGAGAACAGGUUCCAGUGCCUGGUGGGCUUAGCUCCCCCAUCCCUGUUUGUCGGGGCCAUGCGUGUCUUGAUCAGGACCAUUUCACCCGAGCAUUUCCCAGAGGCUCUGGAUGAUCUGCCUCUGCCUCAUUUUCUAAAGCCUUUGGACUUGAAACUGGAGAGCUAG